UGCACUACAAAUAAGACAUGUGCAUAGGAAUUUGUUUUUGUUUUUUUCUUCCAAAUGAUAAUUCGGCCCCUCAACCAUCUGAGGGACCAUGAAUCGGCCCUCCACUUAAAAAGUUUGAGGACCCCUGACCUACACCAAGGUAGUGUUCCAGAAGGGGGAGAUAUAGGGUGUAGCUUGCGCCUAUGGGAAGAGAUGACACCAUCUACCUGUUGAUUCUUCCCCAGUACCUGUAAACUUAGGGAGGACCUCUGGUGGGUUCUCCUUGUGUGCAAUACUCUCUGGAAAGCAUUGUGGGGAGUUAUCCAGUGUUUUCCUUUCAGAGAGGUGUUUUCUUCUCUCUUCUACUAUGCUCCCCACCCCCUUUGCAUUCUUUACUACUAUCGUCCCUUGCAUCAGGAAACGGUUGUGGGAGGAAAUGGCUUGCAGAGCAUGUGGGGAACUCAAGUCACAGCAGCAGCAACAAGGGCAUAUUCAUGGGUGCAAGGUAUUGCUCGGCUCAGAGGUGAUAUCACGCCCAGGCCUUGGCAGGUGGCAUGAAAUAAAGGGUCUGGCAACGGUAGCGUCUACAAGUACAAUUUUGAAGGGGAAGAUGUCAGACCCCUCUCUUUCAGCAGAGCUUCCCGAGGACAAUGUAAACGAAGCCGUGGCUGGACUACCAGAUGCUUUUGAUUUCUCUUUGCGGGACGAUGCCAGCUCCCUGGGCUCUGACUCUGAGCUGGAUGGGAUGCCUCCCUAUCGCCAGACAGAUCGCUUUGGCUUUAUUGGUGGCAGUAGCCUCCAAAAUGGCCUAGGUCAGGUCUCUGUCGAGAUCAUCCGGCACCGAGAGACCAAAUGGCUGGAGAUGACAGCUCACUGGGAGAAAACCAUGGCCCGGCGCUACAGAAAAGUAAAACUACAGUGCCGAAAGGGGAUCCCUUCAUCUGUACGUGCCCGCUGUUGGCCUUUGUUGUGUGGAGGGCAGGCCAAAAUGGAGAGGAAUCCUGGAAAGUACCAGGAACUGUGUGAAGGACCUGGUGAUCCUCAGUGGGUGGAGACCAUCACAAAGGACAUUCACCGACAAUUUCCUUUUCAUGAGAUGUUCCUCUCCCCUGAGGGGCCUGGGCAGCAAGGGCUUCUGCAGGUGAUGAAGGCCUACACCGUCUAUCGUCCCCAAGAGGGUUACUGUCAGGCCCAAGGGCCACUGGGUGCCCUGCUACUUAUGCACAUGCUGCCAGAGCAAGCUUUCUGGUGUCUGGUGCAGAUCUGUGAGCACUACCUGCCUGGCUACUACAGCCCCAAAAUGGAGGCCUUGCUGCUGGACAGUGAGGUGUUUGUGGCCCUCCUUCGCCGCCUGUGCCCCAAGGCCUGCAAGCAUUUGCAGAAGCAUGGGGUGGACCCCUUCCUCUACCUGCCAGAGUGGUUCCUCUGCCUCUUCUCCCGCACUCUGCCCUUCCCCAUUGUCCUCAGGAUAUGGGAUGCCUUCCUCAGUGAGGGGGUCAAGGUACUGUUUCGUGUGGGACUAUUGUUAAUCCGCUUGGCCCUGGGGUCCUCAGAGAAACUACGUGGAUGUGUAGGAGUAGUAGAGACCCUGGAGAAGCUGCGCAGCAUCCCAGCUCACCUUUUGCAAGAAGAUGCAUUCAUGGCUGAGGUUCAUGAUGUGCCCAUCUCAGAUCGUGAUCUGGAACGUGAAUGUAAAGCCCAACUGGUAAAGCUACGUAAAACUCGACCUGAAUUCCAGUAUAAUCCAAAGCAUCGACUCCCUGGUUCAAAAGCCAUCUUUGAUACCCAUCAGCUGGAGGAGGCAACUAAAGACUCAGAAGUCAACCAAAGCCAGACCCAUACUUUCUAUAUUCCUCAGAUCAAAGUGGACCCUCCUCCUUUAUCUCCCAAGGGACACAAACAGCUGGAGAAGGCCUCUGAACUGCAGGGCCGGAACAAGCAGCAGACUAGGAAGAAGCCAGACACACGUGGAAAGACCUUCCAUGUCACUGGACAGCCAGCUGGCAGGAGAGAAGAAAGGGUGGAUCCAAAGGGGAAAUCUUCUUUCUACUUAGAGACCUGGUUCUGAACUGGGUCAUUGCAGCAGAAUAGGCACUCUUCCCAGCCACUAAGGCUACCUUUUAACAUGUGGGGGGAAUUUGUUCAGAGGGAGCAUGAGAUGCUUGACCUUAGAACUCUUUUCUUGAAAAAGAGAGACAAUAAGGUUCAGUGCCUUGCAUUUUGUAAGCCUUCCUUCUCCUUUAGGUCUAAGGCAGUGGUUGUCAACCUGUGGGCCCCCAGAUGUUUUUGGCCUUCAACUCCCAGAAAUCCUAACAGCUGGUAAACUAGCUGGGAGUUGUAGGCCAAAACACCUAGGGACCCACAGGUUGAGAACCACUGGUGUAUGCAAAUGUAGCCCCCUUAACCCCUGCAGCAGUGGUUCUCGACCUGUGGAUCCCCAUGUGUUGGCCUAUAACUCCCAGGAAUCCCAGCUGUUAGGAUUUCUGGGAAUUGAAGGCCAAAACAUCUGGGGACCCACAGGUUGAGAACCACUGCCCUACAGGUUUCAAAGAAGUCCUCAAACACCAUGUGAAGGACAUUUUCUAGUAUUAACAAACCUUCAGAUCAAGAUAUACAGAACUCAAAACCACGAGCCGAGCAUCCUUAAAGCAUCUCUCCCAAGCAAAAAACAACAACAGCAACAACAACUAAAAUGACCCUUUUGUAGCAUGCACCAUCUGUUUCCUGAGACUGUCACUUCAUUCUCCUUAAUGGUGGGAAUAGUUCUACAGACUUCUUUUACCUUCUGAAUAUGAUUUGGCCAAAAUUGGCGAGAGUCAAGAGGUGGAAGAUGUGAAUUUUAUUCUCAGGCUGUCCAUGUUUCACCAUGUAAUUAAAUGACUGAUAUAUGAGAAUUCUCUUAGUGGGAAAAAACAUACCCUGGGCUUCCUUGGGGGGGUAUAUUUAUCUAUUCUAACUUACAAGUAUCCAGCCUUAGCCGUGAAUAAAGGCUGCUGCAGCGGAGAGUCUGUCCAAACAAAAUCCAAUUUGAAGUGCAUUGUAUUUAACUCAGCAAUAGCCCAGGUCUGAGGGCCUGAUCCCAAGGAAGGAUAGAAACAGAAAUACAAUAGAGUCUCGCUUAUCCAACAUAAAUGGGAUGGCAGAACAUUGGAUAAGCAAAAAUGUUGGAUAAUAAGGAAGGAUUAAGGAAAAGCCUAUUACAUGCCAAAUUACAUUAUGAUUUUACAAAUUAAGCACCAAAACAUCUUUUUCAACAACAAAUUGACAGAAAAAGCAGUCCAAUAAAUGGUAACGUUAUUCAGUAAUUACAAUAGAGUCUCACUUAUCCAACAUAAAUGGGCCAGAUAAGUGAAAAUGUUGGAUAAUAAGGCGGGAUUAAGGAAACACCUAUUAAAAGUCAAAAUACGUUAUGAUUUUACAAAUUAAGCACCAAAACAUCAUGCUUUACAACAAAUUGACAUAAAAAGCAGUUUAAUACACAAUAACGUUAUGUAGCAAUUACUGUAUUUAUGAAUUUAGCACCAAAACAUCACAUUGUAUUGAGAACAUUGACUACAAAUAAAGAUAGAUUUGCAUAAAAUGAACUUAUAGUAACAACAUUGUCAGAAAUUAAACGCAUAAAAAGUUCAGUCCUUGCUGUCUAGAGAAACAGCUGUGGAUCCGAGUGGGAGGCCGAACUGCAUUGAAUAAUCCAGAACAUUGGAUAAGCGAAUGUUGGAUAAGUGAGACUCUACUGUACAUGCAAUUUUAGUUCACUGAUUUAUAGGCAGACUUGAGGAAUAAACCAACUCCAAAAUCUAUAAUGAGUGGUCAAGGAACUGAGGCACCCAAAAAUAAAAUAAUAAAACAA
Messenger RNA from Anolis carolinensis (green anole), 3829 nucleotides. It is a transcript of the gene tbc1d10c, whose product is annotated as TBC1 domain family member 10C. The transcript has 9 exons. Lineage: Eukaryota; Metazoa; Chordata; Lepidosauria; Squamata; Anolidae. The record is from RefSeq and is a predicted model, not a curated record. The coding region runs from base 347 to 2047 and encodes 566 amino acids.